Suillus plorans is the source of this 1153-nucleotide messenger RNA. RefSeq lists its product as uncharacterized. The transcript is spliced from 3 exons. The record is from RefSeq and is a predicted model, not a curated record. NCBI's taxonomy places the organism in Eukaryota, Fungi, Basidiomycota, Agaricomycetes, Boletales, Suillaceae. The coding region runs from base 474 to 1115 and encodes 213 amino acids.
CUUCCCAGUGAUUUAACAGGAUCCCUACAGCAACUCUACAGCAUUUGAGAUAUACAGAUUGUAACUUGUCAAGGCACCCCCUUUUCGCCGCCCACAAAGAUCUCCACCCGAUUUUAAGUUAGGUGGCGGUGAGGCAGCAUGACGCGAUAUGUGAUCCAUUUUGUAGCCGCUGAAAUGGCUUUUUUGUCCCCAAGCACGGUCAACGUGCCUCUGUGCCAGAUUGGAUCUGUGGCCCGUGACAGAAACCAAUCCCCCCUUGAUGUCAUCUCUGGGUCUGCCAUGAUAAUCUGCAUACCGAUAGUAGGGCGCAGCACCCUGCCAUAGUUUGCGGAUAAGAGAGUUGGUCAUAUUCUAUCCCGGAUCAUAUACGGCUUAGAGGGAAUGAUUUUGGACCGCAACAGUAUCAUUUCAAAGUAUAAAGAACCGUGUGUCCGAAAAAAAACUAACGAAAUUAACCGCUCUCACCUCCAAUAAUGGAAGCUCGUAGUACUCCAUUGGCAGCAGAGUUUCCAAUGCCUGGAUGCAGACAAGCAUGCCUUAUCGACUCCUCUGGGCCAUUCCCUGAGUUCACGGACUCCGAUAUCAUGGGCCCAGGCUCGUUGAACCACUCCGGCAUGAGUUAUCAUGAUUCCACAUCUCCACCAAGCUAUUGUGAUAACCAUCACCCUCUAAAUUCGUUGGAGGAAAAUCCAUGUCCUGACUCUGAUUGUCUGUCGAAUGACCAUUCGCAUCAUUACAGCGGUACCAUGCGUGCUUCGUUACCAGAUGAAACGGCUCUCUUUGUUGCAAACUAUCUCCACCAGUUGGGCCUGAAAUUUGGGAUGGACAUGACUCUUGACCGAGUAAUUCAAAUAUGCAUUGGACAAUGGGACACUCCAGGUCACUGGUACUAUCAUCACCUCUUCUAUCGCUUACACUGUAUUUUAUCCCAGACCCCAAGCCUACGCACGCCCAGAUGGGAAGGGAUCAUUUUGUUUCGAACUACAGUUCACCUUCGACGAGUAUCCAAUCUAGCAGAUCGACUCGCCAGUCUACACCCAGCGAUAGGGUUUAUUUCAGGUCCGGUGCCAUCGCACAGACCGACCACGAGAUAUUCCAAGACGGUGGCAGAUUAAAGGUCAGGUGUUACGAAGGCUCUUGCAGCGGCAAUGCA